GGUCGCUUACGUCGUGGUUGUCAACCAGAAGCUGGCGGAGCGGGACGCUGGGAGGCCGCAGAAGAAGAAGAAGGCUGGCAAGAAGGACCAUCCGUGCCAUGAUAAAAAGAGGGGGGGGGGCGGAGCACCAGGACGAAAAACAAAGGUGCACGGCAACAGAUGUCUUGGGACCUUUGGUUGGAGCACUUUGUCAGCUGCAGGUAGUCGGUUGGUGGUGCUUGAGGCUCUUAUGCAAGCCACGCCACGGCCUGAAAUUUUAAGCAGUCCCGUUUUUGCAUCUCCGUGUUGUGCCCUUCUCGCCACGAAGUGUCCGCAACCUUGGAUUGACAAUAGCCUGCCAUUCUUGUCUGUUAGCAUUCUUCGGUGACUAUCGUGCAUUAUCUCAUUCACUCUACUCCACAUGCUCGUUCGUUCUCUCUGCUACUCUCUGUUUCAUUUUCCGGUCCCGCCGCAGCGGCCACAUACUUACUUGCCCGUCUGGUUCGCGAACAAAUGCGCUUCGCCGCCUCCAGUGACGUAUAGUUGCCAUCUAGUCUCCAUCUGGCCAGUUGGAUUCGGACUUUAGUGACAUGUCGGCUCAUUGAGCAUAAGUGGGCGAAGACAGGCUGCCAUGAGCCCCGA
Molecule: messenger RNA, 621 nt
Organism: Prorocentrum cordatum
Lineage: Eukaryota; Dinophyceae; Prorocentrales; Prorocentraceae
Source: the annotation of a GenBank genome assembly